Messenger RNA from Cottoperca gobio, 2108 nucleotides. It is a transcript of the gene has2, whose product is annotated as hyaluronan synthase 2. The coding region runs from base 235 to 1893 and encodes 552 amino acids. The record is from RefSeq and is a predicted model, not a curated record. Lineage: Eukaryota; Metazoa; Chordata; Actinopteri; Perciformes; Bovichtidae. The transcript is spliced from 4 exons. Gene Ontology annotation, cellular component: plasma membrane. Gene Ontology annotation, biological process: hyaluronan biosynthetic process; extracellular matrix assembly; polysaccharide biosynthetic process. Gene Ontology annotation, molecular function: hyaluronan synthase activity.
AAGCAGUCGUGAAUAUUUUUUAGCAUCCAGCUGAGAACAUUUAGAGAAAGGUGAUUUAUUUUUAUUAUUUUUAUUAAUGAGGAUCAAUGUCAGCGGAUUCAAGAGACUCAUUAUUAUACAAGUGUCCUUUGAAACUUUGUCGAGACUUUUUCUCCUUGUGGAGCGGUACCAGAGCCGCCGGAGCUGACUGCAUCCUUUCUCAAGGACGAACGAGAGGACGACAGCUGCUUCAAGAUGAAGUGUCAGAGAGUCCUCACCUACCUGCGGAUUUUUGGGACCACCAUGUUCGGCGUGUCCCUCCUGGUGGGCAUCUCCACAGCCUACAUCAUGGGCUACCAGUUCUUCACCACAGCCCGCAAUCACCUCUCCUUCGGCUUGUACGGCGCCAUCUUGGUCAUCCACCUCAUUAUUCAGAGCCUCUUUGCGCUCCUAGAACACAGAAACAUGCGGCGGUCCUUAGAGACGCCCAUCAAACUGAAUCAAUCCUUGGCGUUGUGCAUUGCAGCUUACCAAGAAGACCCAAACUACCUAAGGAAGUGCCUAGUAUCGGUGAAGAGGCUGACGUACCCGGGGAUCAAAGUGAUCAUGGUGAUCGACGGGAACGCAGAAGACGACUUGUACAUGAUGGAGAUUUUUAAAGAGGUCAUGGGAUGGGACAAGUCGGCCACGUACGUGUGGCGGAGUAACUUUCACAGCAGAGGUUCCGGGGAGACGGAUGAGAGCUACGCUGAAAGCCUUCAACAGGUCUCCAAGCUGGUGCUAAACAACAAGUGUGUGUGCAUCAUGCAGAAGUGGGGAGGGAAGAGAGACGUCAUGUAUACAGCCUUCAAAGCACUGGGGAGGAGCAUUGACUAUGUGCAGGUGUGUGACUCUGACACUAUGUUGGACCCAGCUUCAUCAGUGGAGAUGGUGAAGGUUCUAGAAGAAGACCCUAUGGUGGGAGGAGUUGGAGGAGAUGUGCAGAUCCUAAACAAAUAUGAGUCGUGGAUCUCCUUCCUGAGUAGUGUAAGGUACUGGAUGGCCUUCAACAUUGAGCGGGCUUGCCAGUCCUACUUUGGUUGCGUGCAGUGCAUCAGUGGGCCUUUAGGAAUGUACCGGAACUCCCUCCUGCACGAGUUCCUUGAGGACUGGUACAAUCAGACUUUCAUGGGCUCCCACUGCAGUUUUGGGGAUGACCGACAUCUCACAAACAGAGUUCUAAGCCUCGGGUAUGCAACCAAAUAUACUGCUCGAUCAAAGUGCCUCACCGAGACGCCGGUUACAUACCUGCGGUGGCUCAAUCAGCAAACUCGAUGGAGUAAGUCGUAUUUUAGAGAAUGGCUAUACAACUCCUUGUGGUUCCACAAACACCAUCUAUGGAUGACUUAUGAGGCUGUUAUCACGGGCUUCUUCCCGUUUUUCCUCAUUGCCACCGCAAUCCAACUCUUCUACCAAGGAAGGCUUUGGAAUAUUCUGUUGUUUCUGCUCAUUGUGCAGGCGGUGGCGCUGGUCAAGGCCUCAUUUGCCAGCUGCCUCAGAGGUAACAUUGUCAUGGUGUUCAUGUCGUUCUACUCCGUAUUGUACAUGUCCAGCCUGUUGCCAGCUAAAAUGUUCGCAAUAGCAACAAUCAACAAGUCUGGAUGGGGGACCUCUGGGAGGAAAACGGUGGUGGUGAACUUCAUCGGUCUGAUUCCUAUAUCAGUUUGGUUCACCAUCCUCUUCAUCGGGAUCAUCUACACAGUAAUACUGCAGACUAAAAAACCCUUUCCUGACUCAGAAAAGAUUGUGCUGGUCAUAGGGGCAGUCGUCUACGCCAGUUACUGGGUCGUACUGUUGACAUUGUAUACAGUGCUCAUAAAAAAGUGUGGGAAGAGGAAGAAGGAAACACACUAUGAUAUGGUGCUGGAUGUAUGACUUACAAUCAUCACUUACGAAUGAACUUUCGUUUAUGGUUGUGUUCACUCGCACCAUGUUGUUGUCAUACACACGUCUUUUAGAUGCAGAGCAGCUCUGGAGGCACAAUUGGUUUCGUUCAAGCAAAAUGGGCAAAGAAGCAGGGUUUUUUCAAACUUGAAUGGAAAAAAAUAUGUAAAUGGUAGUGGCUGCUUUUUCUUUCUGUUCAUUUGUGA